UUAUCUCCCUUCAGGGGAAGCUGCCAUCGCCGCCCGGCCUCGGCCCGCGGCCCCUGCGGCCAAGAUGGACCUGGGCAGCGCCGCCCGGAGAGCGGGAGCUGCCCCCGCAACCCCGGCCGCCUGGAGACCUUUCCCCUCCGCCUGCUGCUGCUGCUUCGCCUCGCUCCUGGAUGUGAACAGCUGGCUGCUCUUCUACGGCUUCCUCUACCUGGCUCUCUACGCCCAGGUGUCCCAGUCCAAGUCCUGCGACAAAAUCUCCUGCUUUUCGGGUCAUUGUGUCAACUCCACCUGUGUCUGCGACCAGGGCUGGGUGGGAGACCAGUGCCAACACUGCCAGGGCAGGUUCAAGUUAACAGAACCUUCUGGAUAUUUAACAGAUGGACCCAUAAAUUAUAAAUAUAAAACUAAAUGUACAUGGUUAAUUGAAGGAUACCCAAAUGCGAUACUAAGAUUAAGAUUUAAUCACUUUGCCACAGAAUGUAGUUGGGACCAUAUGUAUGUAUAUGAUGGAGAUUCGAUAUAUGCACCUUUAAUAGCUGUAUUUAGUGGUCUAAUAGUCCCUGAAGUGCGUGGAAAUGAAACUGUUCCUGAAGUAGUUACUACAUCUGGCUAUGCAUUGCUCCACUUUUUUAGUGAUGCUGCUUAUAACCUAACGGGAUUUAACAUUUUUUAUUCAAUUAAUUCCUGUCCUAAUAACUGCUCAGAACAUGGGAAGUGUACAACCAGUGUGUCUGUACCAAGCCGGGUAUACUGUGAGUGUGACAAGUAUUGGAAAGGAGAAGCCUGUGAUAUUCCAUACUGUAAAGCCAACUGUGGCAGUCCAGAUCAUGGGUACUGUGAUUUGACAGGAGAGAAGCUGUGUGUUUGCAAUGAUAGCUGGCAAGGUCCAGAUUGUUCUCUGAACGUCCCUUCCACGGAGUCUUACUGGAUUCUCCCAAACGUGAAGCCAUUCAGCCCUUCCGUGGGCCGCGCUUCCCACAAGGCCGUCCUACACGGGAAGUUUAUGUGGGUGAUUGGUGGAUACACUUUUAACUACAGUUCCUUCCAAAUGGUGUUGAACUACAAUUUGGAAAGCAGUAUAUGGAAUGUAGUACCUGUAUCCAAAGGGCCACUCCAGAGAUACGGGCACACUCUUGCUUUGUAUCAGGAAGACAUCUACAUGUAUGGAGGCAAAAUUGAAACAAAUAAUGGCAAUGUUACUGAUGAACUGUGGAUUUUCAACAUACACAGUCAAACAUGGAGCUCCAGAACUCCUGCAGUACUUGUACAUGGCCAGCAAUAUGCUGUGGAAGGUCAUUCAGCACACAUAGUAGAGCUGGACAGCAGAGAUGUGGUUAUGAUUAUAAUUUUUGGAUAUUCUUCCAUAUAUGGUUACACAAGCAUUGUGCAAGAAUACUACAUCAGGUCUAAUUCUUGGCUUGUACCAGAAACAAAAGGAGCAAUUGUGCAAGGUGGAUACGGCCAUACAAGUGUCUAUGAUGAACUGACUAAAUCUAUUUAUGUCCAUGGUGGAUACAAAGCGUUACCUGGCAAUAAAUAUGGAUUGGUGGAUGACCUUUACAGAUAUGAAGUUAAUACACGGACAUGGACUAUUUUGAAAGAGAGUGGUUUUGCAAGAUACCUUCAUUCAGCUGUCUUAAUCAAUGGAGCUAUGCUCAUUUUCGGUGGAAACACUCAUAAUGAUACUUCACUGAGCAAUGGUGCAAAGUGUUUUUCUGCUGACUUUCUUGCAUAUGAUAUAGCUUGUGACGAAUGGAAAGUUUUGCCAAAACCUAAUCUGCAUCGAGAUGUCAACAGAUUUGGUCACACUGCUGUUGUCAGUAACGGGUCCAUGUAUAUAUUUGGGGGUUUUUCAAGUGUUCUAUUGAAUGACAUCCUCGUGUACAAGCCUCCAAACUGUGAGGCAUUCAGAGAUGAAGAGCUGUGUAAAAAUGCUCGUCCAGGAAUAAGAUGCCUGUGGAAUAAAAAACACUGUGAAUCUUGGGAAUCUGGACAUGCUAAUAACAUCCUUAGAGCAAAAUGUCCUAAGAAAACAGCUGCUGCAGACGACAGAUGUUACCGGUACGCGGACUGUGCGAGCUGCACUGCCAACACAAACGGGUGCCAGUGGUGUGAUGACAAGAAGUGCAUUUCGGCAAAUAGUAACUGUAGCAUGUCAGUUAAAAACUACACCAAAUGUCACGUGAGAAAUGAACAGAUCUGCAAUAAACUGACCAGCUGCAAGAGCUGCUCCCUGCACCUGAACUGCCAGUGGGACCAGAGGCAGCAGGAGUGCCAGGCACUACCUGCUCAUCUGUGUGGAGAAAGAUGGAGUCAUAUUGGAGAUGCCUGCCUCCACAUAAAUUCUAGUCGUGAAAGCUAUGACAAUGCUAAGCUGUAUUGCUACAACUUAAGUGGAAAUCUUGCCUCAUUAACAACCUCAAAAGAAGUGGAAUUUGUUCUGGAUGAAAUACAGAAGUAUACACUUCAGAAAAUUUCACCUUGGGUAGGUUUACGCAAGAUCAACAUCUCCUACUGGGGCUGGGAUGACAUGUCUCCUUUUACAAAUACAACCCUGCAGUGGCUUCCUGGAGAGCCAAAUGACUCUGGCUUCUGUGCCUAUCUGGAGAGAGCAGAGGUGGCAGGUCUGAAAGCAAAUCCCUGCACUGCAAUGGCAGAUGGCCUUGUGUGUGAAAAACCUGUUGUCAGUCCCAACCAGAAUGCCAGACCCUGCAAAAAGCCAUGCUCCCUGCGAACAACAUGUUCCAACUGCACGAGCAAUGGUAUGGAAUGUAUGUGGUGCAGCAGCACCAAGAGAUGUGUUGACUCCAAUGCCUAUAUCAUCUCCUUCCCCUAUGGACAGUGCCUGGAAUGGCAAACUGCCACAUGCUCCCCUCAAAACUGCUCUGGACUGAGGACCUGUGGACAGUGUUUGGAACAGCCUGGGUGUGGAUGGUGCAAUGAUCCCAGUAACACUGGUAAAGGACAAUGUUUGGAAGGAUCAUCACGAGGUCCAAUGAAGCCUGUUGGUAAUGAAAUGGUGCUUGAUGCUGGUCUUUGCCCAAAAGAGAAAAAUUAUGAGUGGUCUUUUAUCCAGUGUCCAGCUUGCCAGUGUAACGGCCACAGCACCUGCAUCAACAGCAAUGUCUGUGAUCAAUGUAAAAACCUCACAACAGGAAAACAGUGUGAGACGUGCAUGCCAGGAUAUUAUGGGGAUCCCACAAAUGGAGGACAGUGCACAGCUUGCACAUGCAGCGGACAUGCAAAUAUAUGUCACAUGCAAACAGGAAAAUGCUUCUGCACAACUAAGGGAAUCAAAGGAGAUCAGUGUCAACUCUGUGACUCUGAAAACAGGUAUCUUGGAAAUCCACUUAGGGGAACAUGCUACUACAGCCUUUUGAUUGACUACCAGUUUACCUUCAGCUUAUUACAAGAGGAUGACCGCCAUCACACUGCCAUAAACUUUAUAGCAAAUCCAGAACAGUCAAAUAAAAAUUUGGACAUAUCAAUUAAUGCAUCAAACAACUUCAACCUCAAUAUUACAUGGUCUAUUGGUUCUACAGCUGGAACAAUAUCUGGAGAAGAGAUUCCCGUUGUUUCUAAGGCUAAUAUUAAGGAAUACAGAGACAGCUUUUCCUGUGAAAAAUUUAACUUUCGAAGCAACCCAAACAUCACCUUCUAUGUCUAUGUCAGCAAUUUCUCCUGGCCAAUCAAAAUACAGAUUGCCUUCUCACAGCACAAUACUAUCAUGGAUCUGGUGCAGUUCUUUGUCACCUUCUUCAGUUGUUUCUUAUCCUUACUGCUGGUAGCUGCUGUCGUUUGGAAAAUCAAACAAACCUGUUGGGCUUCUCGACGGAGAGAGCAACUUAUGCGGGAGCGACAGCAGAUGGCCAGCCGCCCCUUUGCUUCUGUCGAUGUAGCACUGGAAGUAGGAGCUGAGCAAACAGACUUUCUACGAGGGCCAUUAGAGGAUCGACCACAAGGACUGAAUAAUGCUCCCAAAGAAAUACGUUUGGAUGAAGAUGACUGAACAUGCAGAUCCAAAGGCCUUUUAGGAUAUGGUGAACCUUUGGCCUUGGAUGAAGAAUGUUCUUGGAUGAAAGAACUCCAGCUGAAAGACUUUGUCUUUGCCUUUUGCCUUGAGAAAUGCAAAGAUAUGAAAGACAUAAAGGAAACAAAGAUUUGCAGCUGAAUUCUUGCAGGGUGCAGUGACAGUGGCUGACACGCAGCCAGCCUGCCUCAGUAUUAUGGAAUGUCACAUGCUUGUAUGCCUCACCAGUCUCCUAUGGCUCCCCAGAAGCCUCACACACAUUUUUAUGUUUUUCUGCUUUCUAUUUGCAAAUUAGAUUAGCAAAUUUUAAUUGCAUAGUUUCUGCAGUGAUGUUAGCACCUCUGGGAUUUAUGUGUGUCGUGUUCAGUUCAAAAGGUAAAUGCAGAAAAUACUUAUUAUGCUUGGUUCAUCAGAUUACAAUACCAUGCUGGUACCUGCAGCUGAAUAGGCAGCUAAGUAAUAAUCUUAGCUUUUCUUCAUGGUUAAUGACUUGCCUAAGUUUAAAAUGGCAAGAGUUCCCUAACUGAGUCAAGGAACUGACAUUCACAGUAUGGUCAGCCGUGGCUGCCUGGGCAUUCGAACAGAUUUCUUACUCAAAUGUGUUUAACUAAGUCAGUAGGAGGAUAUCUAGUGACUUUGUACAUUUCCUUACUAAAUAUUCAAGAUACUUGAAACUUGAUUAUACAUUUAAUUAUUUCACUUCUUGAAGUGUCCUUAUUUUCACUUUUAACAAGUCAUAGCUCUGCUAGACCAAUUAUGUUUAAUAUCUUAGAAUGACUUGAACCACAGAGUGCUAAGGUUGACCUUCAAAAUGUGUCUGUAUACAGACAUAUCACCUAACCAUGUUAGUUACCUGAGUAAUUCUGCUAAUGUGUUGAAAAACAAUUACUACAUACAGAGAAAUACUGUACCAAAGUUAAAGGGCUUGCUUUGCCUUUGUCUGUCCUUGAAUCAAUCCACAUGGAGAGAGGUUUAGUGAUUUUCACUGUCUUGGGUAGAAUUAUUAAUUCUCCUGUUUCCAUACCAACUCCCAUGCCACAGUACCUUUUGUGCCAACUGGGCUUGCUUAGUAGGUCUGCAAGAAUUUACAGUAUCUCUGAUCUAAAAUGUGACCCCUAGCCUAUGUAGUCACCACAUGUCUCAAAGGACAGACCUGAACAGAAACUAUUUAAUCAAAAAAUGCAUCCUCCUCCAGGGUAGCUUAGGUGAGCCAAGAUGAGGACAUAUUAAUUUAAUUCUCUAAAAUGCCCUCUGUAAAUUAAAGUCUUUCUUCACCAGCUCUGUUUUUUCUUGCCCUCCCACCUGGUCUAGCUUUACAAAUACAGUUCUAGAAGCUGUUUUGAGCCAAGAAGUAGACUUGAUAAUAGGGACACUGCCUCUUAACAAGCCUUAGCUUUUGACCUGAAGGACUGGGAGACAUGAGCCUAUCAUCAUUAUUGGUUUUACUUGCUUGUCUUUUGCAUCUCUCUGUAUCUCUUCCUCUCCCCCUGUUUUCUGGCCUUAACUAUUCAUAAAAAUUGUGCAUGACUAUUGGAAAUGUCAGCUGUUGCAGGGUCUCUUUUCCAGCCUGAUUAAUAUGAAAUAAUUCCUAUUGAGGUAUAUAUGUGUGUGUUCAUGUGUGCAAGUUGUUAAUAUAAGCUGCUACCAACUUGUAAAAAUGCAUUGAGAUCAUUGGAAUGUGUGUAUACGUAAAGCAAGCUACAACGUAAGAUUUCUAGAUGCUGGACAGUUAAACUCCUUUGUUUAUCACUGAUUCUUAAUGUACUGAUGCUGUUUUGUUACUGAACUAAUAAAAAAAACCUUUACCAA
Messenger RNA from Pipra filicauda (Wire-tailed manakin), 5839 nucleotides. RefSeq names its product attractin like 1 (gene ATRNL1). Gene Ontology annotation, cellular component: Golgi apparatus. Bases 65 to 4009 code for a protein of 1314 amino acids. The transcript has 28 exons. Gene Ontology annotation, molecular function: protein binding. Lineage: Eukaryota; Metazoa; Chordata; Aves; Passeriformes; Pipridae. The record is from RefSeq and is a predicted model, not a curated record.